Molecule: messenger RNA, 876 nt
Organism: Aspergillus heteromorphus CBS 117.55
Lineage: Eukaryota; Fungi; Ascomycota; Eurotiomycetes; Eurotiales; Aspergillaceae
Exons: 2
Coding region: 297-722 (141 amino acids)
Source: RefSeq, a predicted model, not a curated record
ACCAGCACAAGGCACGAUCGCCCAGUAAGGCUGAAAAGGCCGCACUAAAAUAUGCGACACUCCUGUUGAACGAGGUCGACAUACUGUACUUUGUAACUAUUGGGAUCCACAAGGCUGACGACGAUGAUAUCAUCCGAUCCGCCCGCUUGAUGUCAUCGGCCCAAUAACCGCGGUCAACACAUCCAUUUAAACCCCCCGUGCGAAACGUUUCGACUGAUGGCCCCCCUCAAUCAACCAGACAGAAGAAUACAUGGAUACGGAGCUGCUGGCUGGCUGGCUGGCUAGGUACUUUGUUCAUGACUAUGAAGACCAUCGAAGAUACCACCCGCGAGACCGCACGGGAAAUGGGCUACGGGGAUGAGGACACGCCCCGGACCGAGGAAUCGGACAACAACUCCAUCUCCGUCUCCAUGACGGAUGCGAAUGCGAAUGCGAAUGGGGAGACGUCGUUGAGCGAUAUGGCGCAGAACUCGGUGAACGAGAUCAAGUCCAUGCUUGAUAAUGUGUACUCGAGCGAUUUUGUGAGCAGUACGUGGAGUCAGGUCCGGUCGAUGGCUGCGGGUGGCUCUCAGGAGAAGAAUGCGCGGGAAUCUACGGAAGAAAUCGAACCUGCCGACCCCGAGGAACUUCGUCGGAUCGAGACUCUGGAGAAGGAGAAGAUCGUUCAGUUUCUCCAGGAGAGACAUAGAAGUAAUGCUGGCCAUUCUGGGAGGAGGCAAUAGUUUUCAAAAGAAGCGGUGGGCGCUUGAUAUGUGUAUGCGUUAAGGUAAUGGGAGUCGGGAGUCCACAGGAGGGUAAAUAGAUAGUGAAUCGUCAUCUGGCAUGAGAUAAAAUAUGGAAAUCAAUUCUCACCACCCCUUGGCUCACAGAACGGCC